ACCGACACCACUGUUUUGCCUUCAUUUGCCAGAUCUAAUUCUAACCUUAGAAAACCUCUUCUUCGUCUCCUUCGCUCUCUCUCUCUCCCUGUUCUUCCCUAGUCCGUCAUCCAUGGCUUCUUCCGAUUUCGACGGAAUCAUUCUCGGCAUGGGAAACCCUCUCCUCGACAUCUCUGCCGCCGUCGACGAAGAUUUCCUCAACAAAUACGACCUCAAGUCGAACAAUGCGAUUCUUGCGGAGGACAAGCAUUUGCCGAUGUACGAGGAAAUGAGUGGCAUGGACAAUGUCGAAUACAUUGCCGGAGGUGCUACCCAGAACUCGAUCAAAAUCGCCCAAUGGAUGCUUCAAAUCCCCGGAGCAACUAGUUACAUGGGAUCUAUUGGAAAAGACAAGUAUGGAGAGGCGAUGAAGAAGAAUGCCACUGAAGCUGGUGUUAACGUCCACUAUUAUGAAGAUGAGGCAGCUCCUACCGGGACGUGUGCCGUCUGUGUUGUUGGCGGAGAUAGGUCACUUAUCGCGAAUCUCUCUGCAGCAAACUGCUACAAGGUUGAGCAUUUGAAGAAGCCUGAAAACUGGGCGCUGGUUGAGAAGGCCAAGGUCUAUUAUAUUGCUGGAUUCUUCCUCACUGUCUCACCGGAAUCCAUCCAGUUGGUGUCUGAACAUGCCGCGAAAAACAACAAGGUGUUCACAAUGAACCUUUCUGCUCCAUUCAUCUGUGAAUUCUUCAAAGAUGUUCAGGAGAAGUUCUUGCCGUACAUGGACUUUGUUUUCGGAAAUGAGACCGAAGCAAGAACCUUCUCUAGGGUUCACGGUUGGGAGACGGAUGAUGUUGAGCAAAUAGCCCUUAAGAUUUCUCAGUGGCACAAGGCCACGGGAACGUACAAGAGGACCACUGUCAUUACCCAAGGCGCUGACCCAGUUGUUGUUGCUGAGGAUGGAAAGGUGAGGAAGUACCCUGUCACCCCCCUUCCAAAGGAGAAGCUUGUUGACACCAACGGUGCAGGUGACGCCUUCGUGGGAGGAUUCCUCGCCCAGUUUGUGCUCGGGAAGCCAAUAGAGGAGUGCGUGAGGGCCGGGUGCUACGCCUCCAACGUAGUAAUCCAGAGGUCGGGCUGCACUUACCCAGAGAAGCCCGACUUCAACUAAACCGGUCGGUUCUUCUCGCUUGUAUCCCCACAUUGAAAUUUUUGGCUAUCAGUAGACCCAAAUAAAAAAGCCUUGCCAUUUUUGUGCAAGCCCGUUGUUGUUUUGCCUCUCUACUCCCCACCCUAGCAGCUUGUCCCCAAGUGUUUCUUGCUUCUUGUUUCUUUUCCUUCUUUCUUUUAAUGGCAUCGUCAUCAUCAUUAUGAUUAUUAUUGUUAUUCUUAAAGGGAUCAAAUGCCUUUCUUCUUAAAGGGAUCAAUAUUUUUUUUAA
Molecule: messenger RNA, 1415 nt
Organism: Tarenaya hassleriana
Lineage: Eukaryota; Viridiplantae; Streptophyta; Magnoliopsida; Brassicales; Cleomaceae
Product: adenosine kinase 2
Exons: 12
Coding region: 113-1147 (344 amino acids)
Biological process (GO): purine ribonucleoside salvage
Cellular component (GO): nucleus; cytosol
Molecular function (GO): adenosine kinase activity
Source: RefSeq, a predicted model, not a curated record